GGUAAGCGCAGCCGGAGUCCCGCCUCUGCGCAGCCGCAGCAGGACAGUACCACGGCGUCUGCGACAUGGGUAGGCGCGGAGGAGACACCGGAAGUAGCUGUGGUACGGGUCGGACUGAGGGGUACUCACCGCCCGCAUCCUCCACCCGCGCGGCAGUCAGAGCUCAGACCCGUGGGGGUGGGCGUGGCGGUCGCCGGAACACAACUCCGACUGUUCGCUGUCGGCGCGCGGCGGCGCCGCGUCGCUCGCCUUCACCAGCUGCCAUGAGCGAGCGCCUCCGCCCCAGAAAAAGGAGAAGAAAUGGCAAUGAUGAUGACAACCACCCUCCUCCCCAGACCAAAAGGAGCAGUAGGAACCCCAUCUUCCAGGACUCCUGGGACACAGAGUCUUCGAGCAGCGACAGCGGCGGGAGCAGCAGUAGCAGCAGCAGCAGCAGCAUCAACAGCCCAGACAGGGCCAGUGGGCCAGAGAACAGCCUGAGCCACAUCAUCCCCGGAUCCUGCCCCAGCACCCCCCAGCCGAUGCCUGAGCAGUCUGCACUGUGCCAAGGCCUCUAUUUCCACAUCAACCAGACCCUGAAGGAGGCUCACUUUCACAGCCUGCAGCACCGAGGCCGGCCUCCGACAUGAUGCUCCGGCAGUUUCUUGCCUUCUGUGAAGGGACAGCACUGUGCAGAUUGGAUAUUUCAACUUAAUGAUUUGUUUUUAAAAGUUGCACACAGAAAAAAAAAAUGCCUGUUGGCUUUCAGUCUAUAUUUGAGUAUUGGGUCAGCAGGCAGCUGUUUACUGGGGUUUUGCUGCACUAUUGCGAUUUCAGAGGGGCUUGGGAGCAAUUUUUAGAGGAUUCUUUUAGAGGAUUCUUUUGAGAAAAGGCAUCAAAUCUACAUCGUGGCAGUGUAUAAGGAAGUCUCCUCUGACUGAUUUCCACAUCUGUCAACUAGAUGCUGUCCUGUGUGUAGAGAGCCUCUUAAAAAGGCGGGGUCUUAAGGUUUUUAAUUCAAUAAACUAGUAAAGAA
Messenger RNA from Apodemus sylvaticus (European woodmouse), 1015 nucleotides. RefSeq names its product family with sequence similarity 104 member A (gene Vcf1). Lineage: Eukaryota; Metazoa; Chordata; Mammalia; Rodentia; Muridae. The transcript has 3 exons. The record is from RefSeq and is a predicted model, not a curated record. The coding region runs from base 66 to 629 and encodes 187 amino acids.